Menidia menidia (Atlantic silverside) is the source of this 492-nucleotide messenger RNA. Lineage: Eukaryota; Metazoa; Chordata; Actinopteri; Atheriniformes; Atherinopsidae. The record is from the annotation of a GenBank genome assembly.
AUGGACAUGGACAGCCUCAACAGACAGAUCAAAGACUCCAAGAGGAACUCCAGGCUGGGUUUCCUGUAUGAACUAGACAAGGUUGAAGAGCUCUAUGAAGCCUACUGCCUGCAGAGAAGACUGAGAGAUGGAGCCAAUAAGAUGGUGAAGGCCUACACAGACUCUCCAGGAAGCAAGGAGGCCAGGGAGAGUUUGUCCGAAGCUAACAAAGGAUACAAGGAGUACACAGAGACCAUGUGUGUGUUGGAGAGCGAGUUCGAGAGCCACCUGGGAGAGUUCCAGAUUAAGAUGAAAGGUCUUGCUGGAUUUGCCAGAUUGUGUGCGGGUGAUCAGUAUGAGGUGACGGAGCUAAAGAGUUUAGCCAAUCACGUGGUGGUGGGAAACGUUUCCUGUGAAACCAAAGACCUGUUUGCUGCCCUGCCACAGGCGGUCGCGGUGGACAUCAACGAUCUCGGCACGAUCAAACUGAGCCUCGAAGUCACCUGGAAGUAA